AUGCAAUAUUUAAAUUUGUUCAUACAACCAAUAUCAAACACAGUAGUAUUUCCAUACUCCAGUUUGUAACUCUAUGAUGUGGAUUGCUAUAUUCAAUUAUUACAUUCUCAAUACAUUGGAUUGGUUUCAUAAAUCAAUGGCAGCCAGCCUGAUGUUCAAACUAUCUCAUAAUAUAGUUAAUAUGGCACACUUGUGCACGUAACAACAAAGCAAGAUGAGUCAUCCAAUUUUUGCAAUGCCUUUGCAUUCGCCAGAUUUCGAAUAAAUUCGUUUUGCCAGCUUUCACCAUUCUUAAUAGCAAACGUUGAAAUACUGAAUGAUGAGAUCAAAGNUUUCUCAUUUCAAAGGAGUAAAGAGAAACUGUAUUCAAUGAUUGCAGAGAGUGUAGGAAGUCUUUCUGAAACUAUUACAAAUGGUCGAAAAAUUUUAUGUUUAGAACCAUAAAUUCAAUAAUAAGUAUUUAAUAAAGAAUUGAAGCCAUUUAAAUAUGAAUUAAUCAAUAAAAUAAAAGAUGAAUACAUAUUUGCUUUUGCGUUUAAUAAAGAAGCUACUCUCUUAGUGGCUGGCUACGAAUCAAGCAAAAUAAGAGUAUUUGAGUUUGAGCAAGGAUAAUUACGAUAAUUAUAGGAAUUGAGCAAUCAUAGUAAAAGAGUUCGAUGUGUAUACUUUUUGUAAAAAUCGCCUUCAUUUAUCUCUGGUAGCUAUGAUCGUUCGAUUAUUGUAUGGGAGGCCUCAGAAAAUAGAUAGUUCUAUUGUAAGUAACAACUUGAAGGUCAUACUGACGAUAUUAAUUGUUUGAUAAUUAAUAAUAAUGAGGAUUUGAUAAUAUCAGGUAGUGAUGACAAAACCAUUAGACUAUGGAGUAAAAAUGUGUAGUGGCAUUGUUCAUAGACAUUAACAUAUCAUAAUGGGAGUGUAUUCUGUAUCAGCAUGAAUGAAACUUAAAAUUAAUUCAUUUCUUGUGCUGCAGACAAUCUGAUUGUUGUAAGUCAAAAAGAUGUAAAUAGUUCUUUCUGGAAUAUUCUUUAAACUAUUAAAGUAGAAUGGGGUUUAAGAUUAUGCUUUAUUAGCAAUACUUAAUUUACAUAUCAACCUUAUAAUAAAAAGCAGAUGAUAAUUUAUGAACAAAGUAAAUUCAGCCAAUAAUUUGUUAAGCAAAAGGAAAUUGCUGUAAAGUCUGGAAAUGAUUGCUUUUGGUAUUUUCCUUAAAAAUAUAUUAAAUCGAAAUCACUGUUACUCAACAAAAAUGGAAGUAGUUUAAAUUUGAUUAAAAUUAAAGAGAAUGGAGAAUUUAUUUAAGAAUAAAUUAUCGAUUUUGAUGAUAAUUACAUUCAUGGAGCAAUUUCAGAUGAUGGAGAGUAUUUAAUCACCUGGGAUUGUAAAACCGAAGAAAUUCAAGUUAGGCAAUACAGCGAAUGA
Molecule: messenger RNA, 1419 nt
Organism: Paramecium octaurelia
Lineage: Eukaryota; Ciliophora; Oligohymenophorea; Peniculida; Parameciidae
Source: the annotation of a GenBank genome assembly